This is a messenger RNA of Arabidopsis thaliana (thale cress), 1405 nucleotides long. RefSeq names its product endonuclease 5 (gene ENDO5). Gene Ontology annotation, molecular function: hydrolase activity, acting on ester bonds; nucleic acid binding; RNA endonuclease activity. Bases 215 to 1105 code for a protein of 296 amino acids. The transcript is spliced from 10 exons. Lineage: Eukaryota; Viridiplantae; Streptophyta; Magnoliopsida; Brassicales; Brassicaceae. The record is from RefSeq and is marked reviewed. Gene Ontology annotation, biological process: DNA catabolic process.
CUUUGGAAUGCUUAAUUGGCAAGUGACUAGUGGCACAACUGUCAGUUUAUAUAUUUUGAUUAAACAAAUCAAACGUGGGUCUGUGGAUGGGCAAUAAACAACAACAUAAAUUGAAGAAUAUCAUCACCCCAAAUGGUCAAUGGAUAGAUUAGAGAAAUAGAAAAAUCAAAAGAAGCUUUGGCAAAGAGCUAAAGAUCAAAGCUUUUCUUUGAGAAUGAGAUUGUGGAUUGUGAGUGUACUCGUGCUUACACACCUUGUCCAUGGAGCUCUCUGUUGGGGGAAGGAUGGUCACUACACUGUUUGCAAAUUAGCUGAGGGAUUCUUUGAGGAUGAUACUAUUGCUGCAGUGAAGAAACUUCUGCCUGAAUCAGUUGAUGGUGGUGGACUAGCAGAUUUUUGCUCAUGGCCUGAUGAAAUUAAAAAACUCUCGCAAUGGCAAUGGACUAGCACUUUGCACUAUGUUAACACACCUGAAUACAGGUGCAACUACGAGUAUUGCCGGGACUGCCAUGACACUCAUAAGCAUAAGGACUGGUGUGUGACAGGAGCGAUCUUCAAUUACACAAACCAGUUAAUGUCUGCUUCUGAAAACUCACAGAAUAUAGUCCACUACAACUUGACAGAGGCUCUCUUGUUCUUGUCACAUUAUAUGGGAGAUGUUCAUCAGCCCUUGCAUACUGGUUUUCUUGGAGAUCUAGGUGGUAACACAAUAAUAGUCAACUGGUACCAUAACAAAUCAAAUUUGCACCAUGUCUGGGACAACAUGAUAAUUGACUCUGCUCUAGAAACAUACUACAAUUCAAGCCUUCCACACAUGAUUCAAGCUCUUCAAGCCAAACUCAAGAACGGCUGGUCGAAUGAUGUUCCGUCGUGGAAGUCAUGUCACUUUCACCAAAAGGCCUGUCCAAAUCUGUAUGCUUCUGAAAGCAUUGAUCUCGCCUGCAAGUAUGCUUACAGGAACGCUACUCCGGGGACUACUUUAGGAGAUGAGUAUUUCCUUUCUCGGUUACCCGUUGUAGAGAAGAGACUUGCACAAGGUGGGAUUCGCUUGGCAGCUACUCUUAAUCGUAUCUUUUCUGCAAAACCGAAGCUCGCAGGAUUAUGAAUCUAAGAAAAAGAUCCUUGAGAACCCACGUAACAACUCCUUUUAAGUGUUUUUUAUAACACUGUGAAUGGUUGAGUCAUGACUAAUGAGUGAACCUCCAAAAUCUUCAUGCAAAAAUUUGUUAUUUUGGGACAUGGUUCAAACUUCCAAUAACAAACCACACUAACGGAUAACACUUUGCAUUUUUUUUGUUUGUUUUCAGUUUUGUUAAUUAGUAUCCUUCUUCUUAUCUUAUGAAAAAGGUAAGUUAACAUAAAGGAGUAAAAUAGAAAAAGAAGUUAGAUUUCCUCAUUAGAUUAG